Molecule: messenger RNA, 801 nt
Organism: Camponotus floridanus (Florida carpenter ant)
Lineage: Eukaryota; Metazoa; Arthropoda; Insecta; Hymenoptera; Formicidae
Product: pyroglutamyl-peptidase 1
Exons: 2
Coding region: 168-776 (202 amino acids)
Biological process (GO): proteolysis
Cellular component (GO): cytosol
Molecular function (GO): pyroglutamyl-peptidase activity
Source: RefSeq, a predicted model, not a curated record
CGCGCGUAUUUAUCUCAGAUAACAUAUGUCAUAUAUCAGUCUUGUAAUGACACUGAUAAAACUCUUAAUACUGAUAAAACUAUCUUAAAAGCAUUAUAUUUCUCAGCUGAGUUGCAUUUCGUCGAAUUAAUUAGUGACUAUCACGGGAUUCGAAUUGCAUUUAUGAAAUGGACGUCGAUUCUGAAUGCACGAUUCUAGUUACGGGUUUUGGCCCAUUUGAUAAAUACGUGGUGAACGCCAGUUGGGAAGCAGUAAAAGAAUUGCAAAAACUGUGGAUAAACUCCAAAGAAUUUCUUGACAUUGAAUUGGUCAUAGAAGAAAUUCCAGUAUCGUACAGUUACGUAUCCACUCAGAUCCCUCAGCUUUGGAAGAAACACAAUCCUACAAUUGUCCUACAUGUGGGCGUAGCCGGUACAGCUGAAUCUUUAAUAAUAGAAUGCCAUGCUCGCAGCAAUGGUUAUGAGAGAUUAGAUAUAGACAGGAAGCGUCCUGAUGAAACAAAUAUCGAGUACAAUAUCUUGAAAACUGGCAUAGAUGUCAAGGAACUUUGUGAUAAUGUGAAUAAAAAUUGUGAGAAACAUAAAUGUGGAGCUUGCUUGUCACACAAUGCUGGCAAAUAUUUGUGUGAAUAUACUUAUUAUCAAUCUUUGACUAUUGAGCCGACAAAGACUCUAUUUGUGCAUGUCCCAGAUUUUAAUAAGUAUUCCAGUAUACAAACUGCUAAAGGCUUAUAUGAUAUUUUAUGUUAUUUAAUAAGGAAUUUGAAAUGUAACUAAUAAUCUUAAUUUAAUAAGUAUUCUC